Molecule: messenger RNA, 6112 nt
Organism: Xiphophorus maculatus (southern platyfish)
Lineage: Eukaryota; Metazoa; Chordata; Actinopteri; Cyprinodontiformes; Poeciliidae
Product: UPF0606 protein KIAA1549
Exons: 21
Coding region: 512-4486 (1324 amino acids)
Source: RefSeq, a predicted model, not a curated record
AUCAGCUAUUCUGGAAUAGAGGCACAUCUAAAACAUGCAGAGCAGGACUGAGGACUGGAAUUGAGAAGCACUGCUUUAUGGUAACUAUGUACAGAAUAUUCAGAGUAAGUACCUCAAAAUAUGCAACCAUUACAAUAAACAGGUAAAACUGAAAUAUGACAAACAUAUCUGAGCUUUCUGCAGGAAUCAGCUGCAGAGCUAAAUGUCAGCAAAGUGCUAACAGAACAAGAACUCUGCUAUCAUCAGAAACAUUUAUUGAUCCAAACACAGCAAUGAAAGUUGACCUGCAACCAUGAGACUGAAGAGGAGCCAGAAAACCUUGGGGCGGGUUCUGUGUGUCACCAACCGACAGAACACGCAGCUACUGACGGCGUGCGCUGGCGUUACGCUUGAGAGGAACCAAGUGGACACCUGUAGCUGAAAGGCAGAAGAACCAGGAAGGAGAGGCGUGACUGGACCAACCAGUUCAUUGAAAAAAGUCCAAAAAGGUGUGUUGGAUUUGAACAGGACAAUGGGGUCAUCAUCACAUCCAUCAUCACCAUCACCCGCCCCCCCCAGGGGGCCCUCAGACUUUGGUUACCAUGGUAACAGUGCUGGAGCCGGCUCAGCAGAGGACCAGGAAGCUGGGGCUCAGGGCAUCCACCUACUGCUGAGACCUCCAGACCUGCUGGCCCCCAGUCUCCCCCCAGUACUCCCCCCACUCAGCCAGCCCACCCUCACCCCUCCACCCCCCUGGGAGCAGGGCCCCUCCCUGGAGGAAGCAUGGGGCUCUGGGGACUACCUGGAGACCCUGUCCUUCAUGGUGCCUGACGGGGAGGAACUGGGCCUUGCCACGCCACUACCGAGCCACCCUUGGGACGCGGACUCUGAUGGGGACUGGGUCUCUUAUGACACGGCCUUCCCGGCCCGUCCAACCCUCCCUCUGUUCUCCCGUCCCCUCGUCACCCCCUCCUCCACCCCUGCUGUUCCCCUGCACACCCACACUGCCCAUCUGGAUGUUUUUUCCACAUGGGAUGAGGAAUAUGACCCGGAGGACAUGAUGCCUCUGGAACCGACGGAGGUGCUGCUGCCAGACAUGAACAGUCUGGAGUACUACACCAACCUUCUGGCCCGGGAAAAGCAGAAGGAAAAGGAGAGGGAGAAGGAGGACCAGAUACAUGGUACCAAGUCCAGACCCUCCAUUACUCCCACAACAACACAAACUCACCUUUCUCCUCUGACCCCAGUCCCAACCCUCAGUGGACCUCCACCAGAUCAUCCCCCACGAGGAGCCUUCCCUCCCCUUACUCCCUCACCUGCUCUUACAAGUGAAAAGUCACCUACCCUACCAAGCACCUCCCAAACCCCUUCCACUCCUGCUCCACCUUCUCCAAAAACCAAAGACCGUGCUCCAGGCCUCCCUCCUCGUCCCCCAUCUAACACUUCCAGCCAGGUGCCACCCCCUCCCCCACUGGGACCACCGGUUCGGCCCGUCAAACCAGGAAGACCGUCGGUGAUCACAGAAAAAACAGCAAAACCUCCAGCCAUAACGACCACCACCCAGAUUACCUCCAUCAGCCUCACCAGAGGGCCCCCAGUUACCACACCCAAAGGGGCCCAGACUCCGCUCACCAGACAGUACCUGUGCAACGUCACCAAGCCUGAGCUGUACCUGGUCAGAGUGGUGAGUUCUAAAGGCUCGUCGGCCGGGUUCAGUCAUGUCCGCGAUGUCCUGAGGAGAGAGUUCAACCGCUCAGUAGAGCUGCAGUUCCUGAGAACUCCAUCCAGUUUUGCCUUUCGUGUCGUGUCUGGACCCAUGAUAUUCACUGCCGUAUCUGUCAUCAACGCUCUCCGUCAGUCACCGCGCAGUUCAGGCCCCAUUCCUACAGUUUCCCCUCUCUAUACCAUACCGGACCUCUGGUACCAGAUCCACUCGGUGCUGCAGUUUGUUCCCACCCAUGUUGACGUAAGAGUGUGCAACUUCAGUGAAAGGGUGGAGCGAGGGCUGACAAUGGCAUAUGCAGAGAGCAGAAGGAGGUCACACGAGGCGGGAAACAUCACCGUCCAGCUGCUGAACAUCACAAUGAGCAAAGGCUGGCCAGCAGGGGGGCAGAAGGUUCCUGUUGACAUCACUUUCGCUGUACGAGAUGGGAGGGGCUACUUGGCGGGGUCAGAGGUUAGCGAACACCUGAGGAAGCUCAGCUUGGUGGAGUUCAGCUUCUAUGUUGGAUUUCCUGCUCUGCAGAUUGCAGAACCCUCCCACUAUCCUGAGCUAAAUAUGUCCCACCACCUGCGUGACACGUGGGUCCGUACAGUCCUGCUGGGUGUUCAUGAGCAGCAGGUGGCGGAGAGGAGUUUUAAAGCUCGACUGGAGCGACGACUGGCUGUGCUACUGGAGGAAGGACUGCAGGAGACCAGCAGGAGGCGCUGGAGAAGAGCAACCGCUGUGGGCAACAACAGUUUACAGGUGGUGCGGAUAUCCAGGCUGUCCGGGCCAGAGCGCCCCCUGGAGGUGUUUUACUUCGUAGAGGGUCCAGGUGGGGAGAGAGUCCCGGCAGAGGUAACUGCAGCCACCAUGAACCGCCUGGACCUUCAGAGGGCCGCCAUUGUCCUUGGACACCGAGUCCAGAGGCCUCUGGCUCAACCUGUAGAGACUCUUUCUGUUCCUCCGGCCGAGACUCAGAGCAGCAGCAUUUGGUUGAUCGUAGGGGUGGUUGUCCCUGUGCUACUGGCUGUCUUCAUUAUCAUCAUUCUCUACUGGAAGCUUUGUGGGUCUGAGAAGCUCGAGUUUCAGCCGGAUGCCAUCAACACCAUCCAGCAGAGGCAGAAGCUUCAAGCUCCUAGUGUCAAAGGCUUUGACUUUGCAAAGCUCCAUCUUGGUCAGCACAGUAAAGACGACAUCAUGGUGAUCCAGGAGACGGGUCCACUACCUGCCCCAAUAAAAGAGGCCACGCCCUCCGACGGUGGAGACCUCAACACUCCCAAGUCCAAAGGAUCAUCCACUAAAGCAGCACGUUCAAGUCGCCGCAGGGGAAGGCUCAGCCCUUCAGACGGAGACUCGUUAGGAAGUGAGCAAUCCAGUGGCAGGGAGUCGGCAGAGGAAAGCACCAGACCUGUGGCCACACCCAGUGAGGGCAAACGCCACAGGAAGGCCCCUAAAAAUGGGAGGAGCAAAAUAGCGGUCCCAUCAGGCAGCGGUCCAGAUGAACUUCUCUCCUCAUCCUCCAUCUUUGACCAUGUUGACCGUCUCUCCCGUGGCUCUUCAGAUGGAACCCGUCGCCAGGCCAACAAGGUGCAACUUAUCGCCAUGCAGCCACGACCAAGUCCGCCUGCGGCACAUGGCCCACCACAGCCGAGUCCGUCCCUCACUGAAAAGGUCAAUACUGAGGUGGCGCUAAGGCACAAGUCUGAGAUCGAGCAUCACAGGAACAAACUGCGCCAACGUGCAAAGAGGCGGGGCCAGUGUGAGUUUCCUUCCAUGGACGACAUCAUGGAUGCUUUCGGAGACGGGCCGGUUCAGAGCGAAGCGGCCCAGCGGCUCUACAGUUCCGCCCACGACCACAUGGACUGCAUCCUUCAGGCCGAGGGAGCCUCACCUCUGACCCCCGCCGACUCCAGGAAAAGAGGGAGGCGCUCUCCUCGGGGCCGGAGGCCUCAUCAAGGACCAGGAAGUCUUCCAGAUACAGACAGAGAUCGGCUGCUCACAGACCAGAGCGCCACCUACAGGAAGUACCCCGGACUCAACAAUGUAGCGUACAUGUCGGACCCUGACCUGCCCCCAGACCACGGCAGUCCCUCCCCUACUGAUGAGGUCUUUGACUCAGCCCCAGCUCCACCUCCUUACAUGCCCCCCCAGCCUUCUAUUGAGGAAGCCCGGCAGCAGAUGCACUCCCUGCUGGAUGACGCCUUCGCCUUGGUAUCACCAUCUUCACAGGCCAGCGGUGUGAGAUAUGCGGAGUUGGGAGUCUCCCCCACAUCCAUCCAGGGUCUGCUGCAGAGGCAAGGCCUGGGCUCAGGAGGAUAUGUUUCUACUGGAGAACAACUGCAGGAGUCAGUGUACUCCAACAGGGGGAAGUACGAAGACCCUCCUUCAUCCUCCAGACCCCGACCUGUAGGGGGCAGUACAGGGGCACAGCUUCACCAUCUGACUCAGGUGGGUUUGUCCAGUCAGAUCGGUGCGUACCCAGGAGUAGGUCGCAGCAUGUCUGGACCCACUGGCUCCAGCUGGCACCAGCAGCACUCAGACCAGGACCUGUCCAGACCUGGAGGUAGCAGAGAGAGUGUGCUGUCGUUCCCUGAGUUCUCCUCUUCAUCUGUUUUUCAAAUGCCCAGCUCUUCGUUACGAGACCCAUCGGCUCCACCCCUCCUCUUAACCUCGCCCACCCCAGAAUAUCCACCAGAGGAUGCCUCUCCAUCUGCCCACACAUCCGCCUCUCUCAUCAAGGCGAUCAGGGAGGAGCUGCGACGGCUGGCCCAGAAACAGGCGGCGGUGACCAGCUACCCUUAACUGACCUGCACCUUUUUAAAUCAGGAGUUACAGCAGCUGUUCUACUAGUUGGUUAAGUACUGUGCCGCUAAGCAUAAAAUACCCAUGAUCUAAAGGGCAGCGUCUCCUGACGACCACCAGGACUUAACAGGGUUUUGUCUUUUUAUGUGUCGGUCCACUACCCCUGAGUUCAUCGCCCAGAUUCACAUUUCCACUAAAGUGCUUCCUGGAGUAGAUCACCGAGGCAUCGGCCGACCUGGACUUCUACACUGAAUCAUCCUUUUUGAACUUCUGGAACAACAAUACAGCCCCCAACCAUGAAACGAGAGGCGCCUCUGGAGUUGUGAAGUUGAUGGCCUUUUGUGGUCUAGUCAUCUACUUUCAACUCUAGGAGCUCGUCCCUCUUGGCCUUGUGAAGUGGAUAAUACCUGUUGGAGUUCUGAAGCAGAAGCAUCGCGAUUGGUUUACUUUUGAACUCGGAUUGUACUUCUCAAUUUCUGAAGCUAUCUUAGUCAGAGAGUUUUCAAUUGGUCUUCAGUGAGUUAGCCACACAUCCUGCUCUUUUGGUUAAAACAAUAUUGUUGACCUUGCAGAGUGAAUGUCUCUAGGAAUUGUACAGCAAACUGUUUUGCUGUUGUCUUUGAGUUCCUGGUUCCUUUAAACCUUUGGUCAUUGCUCCCUUCUAGAGUUCUGAAGGCUGGGCUGACCCAUCAGUCCUUGUUGAGGUAAUUCUUCACAUGAAGAAAACUUCUGAACCCUUGUAGACCCGAUGAUGGGUCUUAUGGUUCUACAGCAGAUGAUCACUUCUGGAUGAAAUUGACCUUCUGCAUAAUCUGGUGUGGGUUUCCCCUUUUAGAGUUUUAAAGAUGUUGCUCCAGUGUUUUCUAGUUUAGUCAGGAUUCUUACGUGGACUUUAUUCAACCUUCUUAGCCUUCUGGGAUAAAUGGGAAACUGAAAAUCUACAGCAGAUCAUGGUUUCCAGGAUAAUUAGGCCGUUGUUAACCUAGAGGGAACAUGUGAAGCUCACUGUCCUUCCAGAACUUGUGGGCAUUUGCCCAUUCUUGGGGUGUAUCGUUCCUUCUGAAGUUCUGAAGUGGGUAAUCUUUCUGGAUUCCCUGUGGUGCUAAUUGUCAGCCUCAUUACAUUUAAACAUUGACCACAUACUGCCUUCCAUGAUCCAUCAGCCAUGGUGAUCAUGUAUGCAUCUACCAACCAUACAGAAAAUAGAUUUGCACUGUUUAUAGCAGGAGGUGCAGCAAAGUUCUGACAGCAUGACAAACUAUUAGAAAAAAUACACACACACAAAUACAUACAUAUAUAUAUGUGUGUGUGUAUGUGUGUUCAUAUAAAGGUAUAUAAAUGAAAUUUUUAGAAAUAGAAUCCCAAUGAGCACAAUAUUAAUGUGAGAGUUAUUAUUGGAGUAUUGAGAUGUUCUGUAUUUUUUAUUGCUUAUAUAUGAAAUGAUGCUUUAAAUGCUUUAUUUAAAUCAAAAAAAGACCAAACUACUGUUCCAUGGUUGUAAACUCUUGUGUUUGAGCUUGCUGUAGAUUCUGAGGCCGUUUGUUGCGCUGCAUCGCUGCUAGCUUGUGUGUUUGUGUAUCAGUGGUAAAAAAAAAAAAAAGAAAUUGCAGCAAAAUCAUCACUUUU